GCCAUUUAAAAAAAAUGAUUUGACAGGAGUCAAUAAAUGGAUAAGUGAGUUUUAAAUAGAAAAGAACAUAAUUUGUCGAGGGUGGCUGCUAGAAAGACAGAGAAUAUGUCGCUCGUUGCGCCUAGGAGGGUCCAGCUGGCCUGGACGCACACUAUACCAUGGGAGCAAGAGCCGACGUGCGAGAGAGAGUCCUCUUUCAAGCAGCAAGCUCCACAUCAGUCCAACAGAUCUGAAUCAUCGUCGUCAUCGGCCGACACCGCGUCGCAGGGCUCGGUCUCCGCCCCCGCGCCCCCGCCACCGACCGCGCGCCGACAUGAGCCCGCGAGGGAGGAGCGGCGCACGGAGGCCGCAAACGUUCCGUGGGCCCAGCCAAAUCCAUUACUAAGGUCCCGAACCCUCCCGAACUUCGGCGGCAACCGACGCAGCGAGGCGUCGCGCUGCGACACCAGCCGGCGCGCGCACCACAUCACCAUGGCCACCGAGGACUUAUUGCAGCCGGGACACGUCGUUAAGGAGCGAUGGAAGGUGGUAAAGAAAAUUGGCGGCGGAGGCUUUGGAGAGAUCUACGAAGGUCUGGACCUGGUGACUCAGGAGCAGGUGGCUCUGAAGGUCGAGUCCGCGAGGCAGCCCAAACAGGUGCUCAAGAUGGAAGUGGCUGUACUCAAAAAACUUCAAGGCAAAGAACACGUGUGUCGCUUCAUAGGCUGCGGUCGAAACGCGCGAUUCAAUUACGUAGUAAUGCAAUUGCAAGGCAGGAAUUUAGCUGAACUGAGGAGAGCGCAGCCGCGUGGCGCCUUCUCGCUCUCUACUACACUUAGAUUGGGCCUGCAAAUACUCAAAGCUAUAGACUCCAUACAUUCUGUUGGCUUCCUGCAUAGAGACAUCAAACCUAGCAACUUCAGCAUAGGCCGACAUCCAUCGAACUGCCGCAAGGUAUACAUGCUGGACUUCGGGCUGGCGAGGCAGUACACCACCAGCAACGGGCAGGUGCGACCGCCGCGUGCCGCUGCCGGCUUUAGAGGCACGGUUCGUUACGCGUCAAUCAACGCGCACAAGAACAAGGAAAUGGGUCGCCAUGACGACCUGUGGUCGCUCUUCUACAUGCUCGUCGAGUUCGUCAAUGGCCAACUGCCCUGGAGGAAGAUCAAGGACAAGGAACAGGUCGGACUCAUGAAAGAGAAAUACGACCACCGUCUCCUCCUCAAGCAUCUGCCUUCGGAGUUACGCCAAUUCCUCGAACACGUCCAGAGUCUUGAAUACGCCGAUACGCCGGAUUACGCCAUGCUGACGUCACUGCUCGAGCGGUGUUGCAAACGACGCGGGAUAAGGGACUCUGACCCAUACGACUGGGAGAAAGACGCGGUUAACGUAUCCCGCACGCGUACAACACAUGCCGAGCCAGUACCACCGCCGGAUUCACUCCCGGACCAUGCCCGCCGCCGCCUGGAGGCUGAGGGCACCACGGCGCUGGGCACGGAGCCGUCCACUAACGCUAAGGCGCCCGACAAGCGGCCUGCGCCCGCCUCGCCGCGCCAUCUUGCACAGCCGCAUCUCAACGGAUACUCCACGACGACGGACCAGCCCACGAAGGACGCACCGGCCGAGGCCGCAACAAGGACGACUCCCGCGCCAUCGCCGGACAGACAUGCCAAGGAAACAAGCACGUCUGUGGUCACGGGCACGACGGCGAACCGACCGGAACGGCAGAGUGUGCCGCCCUGCAAGCCGCGUGCGCCUGCGCCUGGAUCAAAUAAUGUUACCCCUUUAUUAAAGAUAAUAUUUUCUAUUACAAAGGCGUCUCACCCGCAGUCGCCCGAACACCGUGGCAACCGCCAGAGUGCCGUCUCUUCCUCUUCGAACGCGCCCAGAACUCAACUACCUCACACCCACUCGGCCACUCAACAGACCCAACAGACUCAACAGACCCAACAAAUUCAACUAAGCCAACAGACCCAGAUACAAGCGGAAAAGGAACCGGUGCCACAGCCACCAAAAUCCCCAACCGAACCGGCGGCGAGGCCUCCACCCUCAAAGGCCAGGACCUGCCUGCACAUCCCCGGCAUCGACGCCUACCCCCGGCUGCAGCCUGUGCUGCCGCGCUGCUGGACGCUGCCUGCUAUUGGUUCCCACGUCCGCUCCCUCCGCCCCCCGCUCCUGCAACAAGCGUCGUUCGACGGCGCCGACGGCAGCGCUCUGCGGUACCGCGUCGACGUGAUGAGAGGCGUCGCGGCGAGGCAUGAGACCUCGCCCACGCCGGGGCCGCAGAGAGCUAACAGUUUGCCUAGCCUGUCGAGUUCGAGCGCCAGCGCGGGCAAGGCGCCCCCCUCGGCCCCCUCGGCCCCCCAGGCCCCCGCCACCCCCGCACCCCCCUCGUGCGCCACGGUCUCCAGCCGGCUGGAGAUCCGCGUGCGGGCACCCUCGGCCGCAGAACCCGGCCAUUCCGGCAUCGAUCAAGUUAAAAUCUCCCACUCGGUGGUGAGUGGCGGUGAGCCAAUAAGAAACCACGAAGACGCGUCUAUUUAUUACGACGCGACCGAGCACCAAAGGGACAAACGGUCCUUAACACGCAGUAACGAGAAAAGCCAAAGUCCAGCUGUUGAACGAACACGGUUGGACACUAUACCUGAUAGAAGCAGUCCAGUAAACAAACGUGAGUCUCCGAGCGGCGCUGGCGACGGUUCUCAAAGUUUAAAAGACCGGUCCGUGGGCGGCGCGCUGUCGCGCAUCCCCGUGGCGCUGUGCGAGAACCGCCUGGCCAAGUGCGCCUCCUGGAGCGGCGACGGGCCGCUGGCGCCCGUCGUGGCCGACCUCACGCCCGCUUUAAGGCGUCGGCGGCAAAACGCGUCGGACAAAUACGCCGUGGAUCCUACCCGGGAACUGAACCUGCGCUUCGCACGGCCCAGGCACCGCCAGCCUCCGCAACACCACUCCAGGAGCGGGUCGCGCGGGGUGCCGGCGCUGCUGAUGUCGUCGCCGCCGCUGUCGGGCGCGUCUGGCGGGUCGUCGUCGUCGGGCUCCCCGCCCCCCGCGCCGCCCGCGCCGCCCGAGCCCUCCUCGGCGAGCCACAACGCCGCGCGCGCACGCCGCUUCCGCCCCUUGAGCAUAGCUCCAUAGGAGCAGGAGCAGGAGGACUGGGAGGUGAAUAAGAACACAAGGAACACAUUCUAAAGUAUAAAACAAACGUAUGUAAAUAACAUACAUAAUAUACUUACGCCUUAUGUACGUUACAUAAUUUAUAUAAGAACGUCAGCACGUGCCGCUGCUGGUCACGGAACACUUAGUCUUAUGUAAAUUAUUUUACCCAAAAAGUUUUAGUCAAUAGUACUGCUUUUUUUUCUAAUUUUUCUUUAUAUUUUUUCUAUUUCUGAAACUUCAGUUCCACUGCUGGACACGGAUGUUCUUUUUGUUCACUUUUAUGUAUUCUUUAUCUAGAGUGUACAUUUUUCGUAAAUCUGUAAAAAUGACACUAAAUCUGUCGUAAGAACAAAAAACAGUAUUUUGACUAAAAUAAAUUAAUAAAUAACCAUUGUGAUUCUUAAUGGGGAACCUCAUAAAGCUAUUUCAAACCUUAUUUCUUGUUAAUAAGGACGAUAAUAGCGUAUCGUUUGUUAAUAACACGGAUCUAAAAGUUUACUAGAAGCGGUAAUAGCUUUACUAAGCAAUUACUGUCAAUUGCGUGUAUAAUCUGUGUCAAACGGAUGGCGUCUAUAGUUUCUGCCUACACCAAUGGGAGGCAGAUGUGAUAAUACGUGUUUAAAAAAGAUUUUUUUUGCAAAACCUAAUUACAGAAACAGCAGUUGUUCUAUGGUUAGGUAGUACCUACGUCCGGUACAUUUAUUGCUUUAAAAAUAAUAUUAUCAAUUUGAUUUUUCAAGCCUUUCGGAUGGACUUUGUUCUUUAGGGAAGAGCUAUAAUCCUUCUAGUAAUUUAAGAUCCGUGUAAAAUAUCAUAUUUUGUACCUUAUGCCAUGGGUUUAAGGUCUAUGUUUAAUAUGAAUAAGAUCUCCGUAGAUAGAACUUGCCAUGAAAGCUUAUAAGUACGCCGCGGAGUGAUCGGAAUAGAGCGUAGUUUGGUCAUAUCUUGUCAAUGUGCCAUACAGUUGCAUAACGAAAGAUAGCCUGGUUUUUUUUUUUAACGAUAUCAAGUGACGGAACGAACGAGCGAUACGUCUGUCAAUAGCAGUUGCAGAGCCACUCAGAGCUUUUAAUCGCAAAGAUCUAAGAAGCAUGCAUGCAUGUAAUUUCAUCAACACCCUAUCAAACUUCCGGAAGCAGAUAUAGAUGAAUUGGCAAUAGUUUUACAAAGAGCUCUACUGCUGCUGGUAGCAAUAAUAUUUCAGUUUUUCUAGCUCAGUGUUGCCAAUUAAACCCCUAAUUAGUAGAAACAGUGGUUAAAACAUUUAAUUUGUAUGAAAACUAUUCUGCCAAAUCAUUACGGUGACAACUGCGCUCCGAUUGGCCAUUGCUGUAAUGGAUUUAAAUUGAAAAAUUACAUAAUUGAAUUACCGAUGAAAU
This is a messenger RNA of Hyposmocoma kahamanoa, 4514 nucleotides long. RefSeq names its product tau-tubulin kinase homolog Asator (gene Asator). Gene Ontology annotation, cellular component: nucleus; cytoplasm. The transcript is spliced from 26 exons. Gene Ontology annotation, biological process: signal transduction; peptidyl-serine phosphorylation. NCBI's taxonomy places the organism in Eukaryota, Metazoa, Arthropoda, Insecta, Lepidoptera, Cosmopterigidae. Gene Ontology annotation, molecular function: protein serine/threonine kinase activity; ATP binding. The coding region runs from base 106 to 3114 and encodes 1002 amino acids. The record is from RefSeq and is a predicted model, not a curated record.